CAAUCACAAUGACAUUUAAGUGACAAAAACAUUAGGAUUGGGAUUUCUCAAUUUUUAUAAAUAAAAAUCUAUAUAAAUACGCUGAUUUAAAUACUAAAUAUCAGCUGUUUCAUCUAAAAUAGUAGUCAUAAUAUUCGAAAAACAUGCCGGUGGAAAUAAACAGUUUAGUAGAGGGAUGGCUCGAAUUGGAAAGUGAUCCGGGACUGUUUACUCUUUUGUUAGAGGAUUUCGGUGUAAAGGGGGUUCAGGUAGAAGAGAUUUAUGACCUUCAUAAACCCUUGGAAAGUCCAGUUUACGGGUUUAUCUUUUUAUUUCGAUGGAUUGAAGAGAGACGUUCACGAAGGAAAUUCGUUGAACAAAUUGAAAGUUUCGUGCGCGACGAGGAAACUAUAAACAGUAUAUUUUUUGCACAACAAAUGGUCCCAAACAGCUGUGCCACUCAUGCGUUGCUGUCUAUAUUGUUGAAUUAUCCUAAUCUCCACUUAGGAGAAACAUUGAGCAGGUUAAAGCACCAUACCCUGGGAAUGAAUCCUGAGAACAAAGGCUGGGCUAUAGGAAACACACCAGAGCUGGCUUGUGCUCACAACUCUCAUGCCAUCCCACAAGCUAGGAAGAAGGCUGAUAAGAAUGCUGGUGUCUCAACUGGACGCUUCACAGGUGAAGCAUACCAUUUUGUUUGUUUUGUCCCCAUAAAUGGGCAUUUGUUUGAACUGGAUGGCUUGAAGCCAUAUCCCACUGACCAUGGACCUUGGGCGACUGAUGAAGACUGGACUGACAAGUUCAGGAGAGUGAUGGCUGAGAGACUCGGCAGAGAUGCUGGAGAACAAGUUCAUGAUAUAAGAUUUAAUUUAAUGGCUGUAGUACCCGACAGACGGAUAGCAUUGACACAGAAACUGAAUGCACUAGAAAUGAAUCAGAAAAGAGUUAAAGAAGCAAUAUCAAAGAUUGGGAAACAUUUGCGACAUUUGUUAUCAAAGCGCAGAGAGGUUACUGAGGAAGGAGAAUCACUCUCAGAAGAAAGCAACGAGAACUCCCUAAAUGAGAAUAUAGUGCAGAUCAGUGAGGAGACAAUACUGACUGCUUUAGAAUCAUCUCAGUUGCAGUUGUACGAUGUAGACUACACUCGUCCCAUCACCAUUGAGAUCGGGGCCAAUGAUCGGCCACAGCAAGACAGCAGCAUUAUUCUAGUUGACCCAGUUGAGCAGGGUGCUGUUGUUAAGUUUAUCUCGAUCAAUAGAGACAAUCAAAUAGUGGGAGAUCUAUACCCCACAUCUAUAACCGCGUUAGUAAAGAGCAAUGAUGCACCAGUGCUGGUCUGUUGUGAGACGGAGCCUGAUCAACCAAUCAAACUGAGGAAGCUGUUACUGACUCAUUCAGAGCUGAACGCUUUGAUGAGCAGCAUCGUCAAUGAAGUGCAGCAGUGCCAGCAGGCACUCAAUGAUGAGAAUGAUAAGAGAGACAUGUAUAAGGUGGACGACUGUCGUCGCACGCACAACUACGACGAGUUUAUCUGCACAUUCUUAUCCAUGUUGGCGGAGCGCGGCGCGCUUGGCGAGCUAGUAGCGGCGCAGUUGGAGCGGGGACGGUCCUCGCGAGCUCGCCGCCGGCGUCCUAGACCGAGGCCCCGAGCUAGGCCGAGACCUAGGCCACGAGCCAGGAAAUAACACCAAAACUUGUAUACAAACCUGUUCUAUUGCAGCUGUAAGCAUUAACUAUCUACAUAGAGGUCCUGCUUUACUAGAUACCGUUGUUACAACGAUCUCAGAUUCUCAUACAGACUGUUGCCUUGUUGAGAGCACUACUUUGCGUUAUUCGCUUUGGCUAUUGGCUAACUAUACUCAUUUGUGAAGUUAACAGUAGGUCUAGAGAUUGUAUUCCCAGAAAAAAAUAUAAAAUAGCGUCGUAUUAUGUAACCUUCAAGAGAUUCCUAGUAUUAUGAGUAUAUAAAACUACUCUAUAAAAGUAUAGGACUGCCUGUAACAUGCAGAGUAUUGAAUAAAAAAAACAAUUUCAGCAAAUAUGUUACGUAGAUUUGAUAAGUACUAUUUAUAAGUACAAUACGGUAUUUAUUUACAGUUUAUUAGAACUGUACUCUUGUCAAAGUAGCUAGACUACUUGCAUCAAAUGUGGCAUAUAAUCUUACAACAUUUCAUAUUGUAUUAUGCUUGUGUGUAAGGAUAAUAAAUAAAUAAAAAAAAAGUUUUUUUAAAAACGAUUUUUUAUUAUCAUACUACGAACAGCGCCGUAUUUACAUAGUCAUCAUAUUGUUAAAGAAAUGUAACAACAACGAUUGAUUAUUGUUUGCUUAGGCACGUACUUCAUCGAACAACAUUCUUAUAUAUUUAGCUAACGAGCACUGUAAGAUGUGCGUAUCGAUGACAAUCGCCUUAUAUUAGGACCGUCGCGUCGUAACAGUAAUAUGAAUUUAGUUAAUAUUAUACCAUAAUAUAACAAUCCACAUUCUACAAUAUUAUUAUAUUGUUACACACACACGUCAGUGAUAUGCACACAAUGACGAAGAUUCGACGAUGGUCUGUCUAACGUGUAACGCGAUCUUAUCGAUACGCAUAACGUGCAAUCUAUUACUAUAAAGUGGUAACAGUAUACUUCUUACAUACACAAGUAUGGCCUGAAAUAUGUAAACUACAUGAAUUGACUCAAAAGCACAACUAUGUGAACCCAUAAGUUACAUUAUUAGAGUAGGUUAUAACAACAUGAAGACAAAGCUACAGAUCCAGUGGUUGGCAACACUAUCCGCAUCUGUUGCUGUUGACUAUAUAAACAUUUGUUCCGUACAAACAAAACUAUACUACUAUGAAAGCUUAUGUUUCGAUGCUCACAGUGAGUAGGAUGAUGUGCUAACACAACAAAUCUAAUUCGGAUAUGUAGCGACACAGUAACAACGGAUGACGACAUGACGUACAAACUGUUGAUUUUGAAAGGCAAAGUACUCUUAAAAUACAUUAUUUUUCCCAAAAAACAUUCAUUCAUAAACAUUUGUUCAUUUGGCGUCACUGACAAGAUAUCAAUACCCAUUACAAGAAUAGUUGAUUUAUAUCAUAGAAGUAUAACAUGAAUACACCAUAGCUAAGUGAUCCGUUCACAAGGCUCGUAUAUUACAUAAUAUUGACCACAAGUAUAUCAUAUUCAUUAUAAUACAUUUCAUAAUUUAUGUUUGGUUGAUUCAAUGAUCUUAGUUUACAUACCAAACAGACAUGGAAGCCGAAACUAUUGCCAGGUACAAUAUCUUUAUUGCAUAACAAGGCAAGUCACUCGAUGAUAAACAUGCUAUAUCACAGACUAACGAAAAUAUUACACAAACUUACAUGCACUACAUUCAUAUUAUGGCACUAACAACUAAACCUGAAACUACAAUGUAACGAUAAAGGCAGUGUUCGUAUCGAGCGAAACUCAUUCCGUUGAUAUAAAAUAAACUAUCAUCCAUUUGCAUGCGGGUAGCAUUCUAAUCCUGUUACAUUUCAAUCACAAUAUAACUGAAUUUCUACUGCUACAGGUGUUUCAACAAUAUACUCCCGUACUAGUUAAAAAAAAUAAUACUCGACAAUAACAAUUCAUAAAACCAUUAUAAUAUAUAUGAAGGACAAGUUGGCAGUAGCACCAGUUACCAUAACAUAGCGACAUACACGGUCUCAGGAUCACAACCAAAACUUAUUGCUAUUAUCACUACUUGAAUUGCACUACUCUGGGUGUUGAUAAAAUUGUGAAUCCCGAACGGAAGCGUAAAAUUAAAACUAGAUCUGCGU
Molecule: messenger RNA, 3764 nt
Organism: Spodoptera frugiperda (fall armyworm)
Lineage: Eukaryota; Metazoa; Arthropoda; Insecta; Lepidoptera; Noctuidae
Gene: calypso
Product: ubiquitin carboxyl-terminal hydrolase calypso
Exons: 8
Coding region: 144-1664 (506 amino acids)
Biological process (GO): ubiquitin-dependent protein catabolic process; protein deubiquitination
Cellular component (GO): cytoplasm
Molecular function (GO): cysteine-type deubiquitinase activity
Source: RefSeq, a predicted model, not a curated record